This is a messenger RNA of Bemisia tabaci, 2800 nucleotides long. RefSeq names its product major facilitator superfamily domain-containing protein rtet (gene rtet). Gene Ontology annotation, biological process: transmembrane transport. NCBI's taxonomy places the organism in Eukaryota, Metazoa, Arthropoda, Insecta, Hemiptera, Aleyrodidae. Gene Ontology annotation, cellular component: brush border membrane. The record is from RefSeq and is a predicted model, not a curated record. Gene Ontology annotation, molecular function: transmembrane transporter activity.
UUUUUUCAGGUUAUGUGACUUGUUUAUCACCUGGGUGUCCGUAGGUGUAUGGGAGGUGAGGUGUCACCUUUUCAAAGUGAAAGCGAAAGCGCCAGAUUCCAGGUUUUACCAAUUUGUCAUACUACUUAACGCGGUCGAUUAGAUUUAAAUGAGAGUGUCUGUUUUUAUUAUGAUAAUUUAAAUUGUAUGUGUUAUCGUUAUUUGAAGUCAUAUCUUCAAUCCCAAAUACUCAGGACAGUGCCUCACAUAAGUUAGCCCUUAUUUCCAAUCUUCAUCAGAAUGGCUGUGACCACACGACUGAAGUAUAAGGCUGGUUUACAUCAAGAAGACCACAAGGAAAGGACCAGAACCUCAGAUUUUGAGAAUAAUAAUGGAAAUCAAAAGGAAAAUCUAUCCAACUACAACAGUCCUAACAAGCGGAUCAAUCCUAUGGUUUAUGUUGUCUUCACCUCGCUUCUCCUAGAUCUUUUAGCAUUCACCAUGAUUUUACCAUUAUUUCCAUCCCUUCUUGAUUAUUACAAGAAGAAUGAUGGUCCAUCUGGUCUUUAUUCAACACUGGAAGAUAAGGUUGAUAAGUUUCAACACCUUGUCGGUGCUCCUUUCCAGUUCAAAUCAGUUUUAUUUGGUGGUUUUCUGGGAUCCUUAUUUUCAUUUCUGCAGUUCGUAACGUCUCCAAUAGUGGGUGGACUCUCUGAUGUCUAUGGACGCAAACCUAUUUUACUAAUUUGUUUGGUUGGAAUUAUGGUAUCCUACUUCCUGUGGUCAAUUUCGUAUGAUUUUACAAUUUUUGUGCUGGCCAGAAUAGUAGGUGGCAUCAGUAAAGGCAAUGUUAGUCUAUCAAUGGCCAUUGUCACUGAUUUGUCGUCAGUUUCAAAUCGAGGAGCAGGCAUGGCUUUGGUUGGCAUUGCUUUCUCAGUUGGCUUUAUUGUUGGUCCACUCAUUGGCGCAAUGUUUGCAAGGUGGGCACAAAUGCAGACUGGACUCUGGUUUGUUUAUCCUGCCCUUGUUGCUCUUCUUUUGUCUUUUGCAAACGUUGUCUUUGUUUCUCUCUUCUACAAAGAAUCCCUUCCAAAAGGGAAGCGAUGCAAAUCCCUAGCAAGUAGUGUCUCUCAAGCCUUAGCCUUUAUUAAGGUCAAUGAUCUCUUUCAAUUCACUGCCGUCCAAAAUUUAUCCAAAUCAGAUCUCUUUGAACUGCGCCACCUGGGUCUUGUCUAUUUUGUGUACUUGUUUUUGUACUCUGGCCUGGAAUUUACACUUACGUUCCUGACACAUCACAAGUUCCAUUACACAUCUAUGCAGCAAGGGUAUAUGUUCUUUGGAAUCGGUCUUACCAUGGCACUCCUGCAAGGAUCAUGGGUUCGUCGUAUUCCAAUAAAUGCUGCUCGGAAAACUGUGUCGGCGGGAUUACUCAUUAUCAUUCCAUCAUUCUUGUGCAUUGGCCUGGCUGAAACUAUUCCCGUUCUUUACUUUGGUGUAUUUCUGUUCGCAGUCUCUACAUCAAUGGUAGUUCCUUGUAUGAUGACUCUAGCUUCACAGUAUGGGACAGCAGCUCAGAAAGGAACUGUGAUGGGAAUUUUUCGCUCUCUUGGUGCCCUAGCAAGAGCAGUGGGACCCAUUUUUGCAUCAAUUGCUUACUGGUCAAUUGGAUCAAAAAUUACUUACUGUCUUGGAGCUGUAGCAUUACUAUGGCCAUGGAUCUCCAUCAGGAAAACAGUAAAAUCUCCAGAAAAGACUUCUUAGUACCUACUUAUUCAAUUCAGGUAGUUAAAUAAGCCAGUUGGCGCAGCUUUCAUGCGAUUUACAUCUCAUGAUCCAUCAGGUAUGCCUCCUAAAGUAUCCUAAUCAUGUGCAAUUUUUUAUCGUCUGUGCAACCUUGGAACUGGUUGCUUAUCUAAGUGGGCUGCAUUAUUUUAUUUUUAAUUAAUAGAUAACUAACAAUUUUUCAUGGGCCACUAGACAGGGUACAAAAUGAAGAACUUCAUUUUAUGUUUUCUCAUUGAAAUUUUACGCAAAAUACAAUGAAAGCAAUCAAAAUUUCAGAACGAACUCAUUAGUAAGAAAAUAAUGACUUUUAUCUACGUUAAUUCACACUUCCUGCGCACAGAAAAACGGUAGCUUGAGUCAAAUUGAGCUCUGAAAUAAUGUCGGUAUGUUUUACCUAUUUUUAGCUGUAGUCCUGAAUUUCAUACACUGUGUAGUGGUCCAUUUCUUAGAAAUUGAUUGUCCUUUAAAUUAUGUAAGGUAACUAAAUUUAGAUUUUCCUCCAAGACAAAUUUCAGUCAUAAUUUGUACUGACAAAACCGUGAUGGCACUGUCAACCAAAGGCAUAUUUUUUUUAAACAGUAUUUUUUGCUAUUUUUAUUAUUCCUUAUUGUUCGCGUAAAGUACUUAAUGACAAUCUCAUAUUGUUACAAGACUUUAACUUAAACUUAGAAACUUUAAACUUAAAAAUUAGAUUUAAACAUUAAUGAUUGACUCAUGGUAUUGUUUGAGUCUCUCUGUUAAAUUGUUAAUAAUUAUUAAUAAUCGUUUUUAUUUUUUUUCAAUGCUGCAACUCUAUCGGCAUUCCUAGUUACUUAUUUUGUGAUUUAGAAUUACUUUUUCCUUGCCUUAUCUGAUUAUUUGAGUGACUCUCAUCAUCAUGUAUAGUUGUAUGCCUUGUCUUGACUCAGAUCUGAGUAGAACUAAAUUAUAAAAUGUCAUCGAAAUUUGUAUAACAAUUUCAUGUUUUUUGGCCUAUUUUACAAAUGUAUCUUCAAAGUCAACAAAACUUUACUGGGAAUACAUCGCAGGAAAUUAA